CACACCCUUACGAGUCGUCGCUUCGUCCAGACUUGCUCGACGCAACGCCCGCCCUGAGCGCUCUCCCUCUCUCCGCAUACGAGCGCCAAUUCGCCAUCGCCCGCUGCGGCCAUCAGCGUCUCCCAGUCGACAAUUCCUCCCUCAAUGGCCCCGUCGCAAACAGCGACGUGAUCGCCUACCAUGUCGACGUCGACGGACGCCACCGGUCCUGCGGUCGAUCCAGCGCCCCCUGCCGGUGACUCCAUCACAGCCCUCGCCUACGACGACAUCGACAGCGCGAACCAGCUGCAGGCCGAGGCCAAAGCCGAAGUGCAGAAGCAGGCGCAAGCACAGGCGCACGCCAGCUUCCUGCACUCGCCGCCCGACAGCAACAAUACCGUCAAAUCGGACGCUUCCGACUCAGAACUCAGCGAACUCGACGAGGAACCCAUCCUGAGCGAUGCGCCCGUGCCCCCGCCCGCCAGCGACGACGGACAAGAUGACAUCGGCGAGGUGCUACCAGACCAUUGGUCUGGCACAGUCCCCGUCUUCAAGCCGACCAUGGACCAGUUCAAGGACUUUAAGCGCUUCAUGGAAGCAGUCGAUAGCUACGGAAUGAAGUCCGGCAUUAUCAAGAUCACCCCACCCGAAGAGUGGAAGGAAUCGCUUCCUCAACUUGACGAACUCAUAAAGCAGGUCAAAGUUAGAGAACCGAUCAAGCAGGACAUCAUGGGAUCCAGCGGCACUUAUCGACAAGUCAACAUUCUCCAUGGCCGAUCUUACAACGUUCCACAAUGGCGCCAACUUUGCGAGCAGAGCGAACACCAGCCUCCCGCCCGUCGCGGCGAACGAAGAGCCAAUGCCGACAAAGUUAGACCUUCACGGGCUCGAGCUGCCGCCCCCAAGCCUGCAAACCUAGGGACUCCCAAGAGGAGAACACGAGGCCGCCCGACCAGAGGCAAGCAGGGAGCUAAAGACAAGCUCAUCCAGGAGGAGACAGAGGGAGAAGGAGGAGAGGACAGACCACUGACGCCAAUCUCGCCCAAGCACGAAACAGAAGAGAUCGAAAAACCUGUCGAAUCCAUUGAACAGGACCCGGGUGAGGCCAUUGACGAAGCCGACUGUGCGCCUACAGUGGGCAGAAUGGGCAUCUCAAGGCAGGCAAGGCCCAAGACCCAAUCCAUCUCAGCACGUCGCAAAUACAGUCGCCGCGAGGGAUCCGCCAUGAUCGACGAAGCCGCAUUCAAGAACUGGGAUUACCGGAUGGAUAUUUCCGAGUACACCCCAGAGCGCUGCGAGGAGCUUGAGCGGGCGUACUGGAAGACUUUGACAUAUGCCCCUCCCCUCUAUGGCGCUGACUUGAUGGGAAGCCUGUUUGGCGAGUCGACGGAGCUGUGGAACUUGAACAAGUUGCCCAAUCUCUUGGACGUUCUUGGCACCAAGGUCCCCGGUGUCAACACGGCAUACCUCUACCUGGGAAUGUGGAAGGCGACUUUUGCCUGGCAUCUCGAAGAUGUCGAUCUGUACAGCAUCAACUACUUGCACUUUGGCGCCCCGAAACAGUGGUACAGCAUCUCCCAAGCCGACGCCCGCCGUUUCGAAGCAGCCAUGAAGAGCAUCUGGCCCCAGGAUGCCAAGGCAUGCGAUCAAUUCCUUCGACAUAAGGCUUUCCUAAUCUCGCCCCAACAUCUGCUCCAACAUUACGGGAUCAAGGUCAACAAAUGUGUGUCAUACCCAGGAGAAUUCGUCGUCACAUAUCCCUAUGGUUACCACUCCGGUUAUAACCUGGGAUACAACUGCGCUGAGGCUGUCAAUUUCGCACUUGAUUCGUGGCUUGAUAUGGGCAAGAUCGCCAAGAAAUGCGAAUGUGCACAGGCGCAGGAUAGUGUGUGGGUUAAUGUCUACGAAAUCGAGCGCAAGCUGCGGGGCGAGGAGACGGAGUACGAAGAAACUGAAGAGGAAGAAGAUGAUGACGAAGACCAGUCCGGACUGCCGACUCCGCCAGCCAGCUAUGGCGUUAAGUUCAAGGACGAAGGUCUCAAGCGGAAACGUGGCCCUGGCGAAAAGGGCCGCAAGGUCAAAGUCAAGAAGAUCAAGCUCCGCAUCAAGACCAAGGCCGAGCCACCUUGUUGCUUGUGUCCCAACGAUUAUCCAUCAGCAGAGUUUCUACCCACAGAUGACGGACGAAAAGCUCACCGGCUAUGUGCCUUGUAUCUCCCCGAGACGUACAUUGAUACGGUUGACGGCCAGGAGGUGGUAUCCAACGCAGCGCACAUUCACAAGGAUCGCCUUGACCUCAAGUGCCUGUACUGUCGUUCGAAGCGUGGGGCCUGUUUCCAGUGUUCGCAGAAGAAAUGUGCUAGAGCGUAUCAUGCGACAUGCGCAGCCGCAGCAGGUGUUUUUGUUGAAGAUCAAGAAGUCCCAGUCUUUGGCGAAGAUGGUAAAGAGUACAAAGAACAGGCGUUCGAGUUCAGUUGUCGAUUUCAUCGGACGAAACGGGACAGGAAACUCGAUGGGGAUGCACUGGAAGCGGACCCACGAAUCCAGGCAGCUGCCGCCGCUCUCAAGAAAGGCGAAACUUGCCAGCUGCAAUACCUCAAGGGGGAAAUCUUUGCCGGCUGUGUGGUGGAGAAUCGCGUUGACGAGCAAACGCUUCUCCUAGACAUUCUGCCAAACGGUGAUCGUUUAGAAGUCGAGUGGAAGUGGCUGCUGCUACCUCAUCCCGCCGAUUACAACCUCCCCAAAGCCUCUGCAAACGCCAUCCCAAUGCCGACCUCACGAAAGGCCAAGGACAAGCUGAAGGCUACGCGGCAGCAAGAUGACAAGCCGCGAAAGGAUGACCUCUUCGCUGAAGGCUACACAUGGUCAGAAUUCCACCUUCAGGAUGUGAGCAACAAGGAUCAAGUCAAGAUCGACUUCACCAAGCAAGAUCAGAUUUGGCACUACCUCGGAAAGACGUCAACAGAGGCUAGGGCGCAGUAUACCGAAGAUGCAUCCCGCCCACGUCACAACCCCAAGGGCAACUUCCUGGAUACGAUCCCGAAACCACCGAAGCCGCUGAAACCAGUCUCGACCACAUACGUUCAGCAACGGCCGAUGUAUGCGCCUGUGGCGUCGUAUGGAAGCCCAUAUUCUGCCCCGAAUGCCGCGGGUGCUGUGGGUGUGAUGCCUAAAACUUCAGCUUCGGCUCGCCCCGUGAAACCAUACGUCUACAAACCAAGAAAGCCCGUGGAUGCCAACGUCAGUGGUAUGGGUGUGUUCGCAGCGCAACAGUUCAGCUCAGCAGCUCCCUCAACUUCCCAACUCACCCGUCCUGCGUACCCUCAGCAUCCAUACGUGCAGAACCCGGGACACCAGAACACGGGCCAGUAUUCGGCACAACGAUUUGACGUCAAAACUCCACAAACCUACACGCCUCACAUAGCAGCACAGCCUCAGCAUCAGUGGCAACACCGCGUUGUUGCACCCGGUCCAGUUGCACCACAUCGUGUUCACCACAUUCCUUCUGCGGCGCAGCCGUCGCAGCAACAACCUGCGCCAGCGCAACCCAGGCCACAAGCCAGAGCCGCAUGGCAGGUUCACUCGUCGAUCUACCAAAAAUAUCAGUUCUUCCAAGUGAAUCAUAACAGGGACUCGACAAAAUACAGAACUCCAUACUCUCCAUGGGGUGGCUUCACCAACGGAUAUGAGGGCAAUCUGAGAGCACAUCUCAUGAGCAACCAAAACGAGCUGCUUCGAGGAGCCAGCAUGGGAACAGGAGCACAUCGUCAACCAAGUUACAGCGCAAGCCCUUACGCGCCGGCCAGUUUCAACCGUGCCCUCGCGCCUGGAGGCCAUUUCCAACAACCGACUCCCUCGCACGCAUCUCCCUACGGAGCAAAUCCCUUCACGCGCAAUCCACGGCCUGGAUCAGCAUCGUCACAGGCACCGGUACCCGCGACUCUCUAUCACCACGCCCGGGCUUCGAUAAAAGCGCAAUAUCUUGUACCAGCACCGGCCUCGCAGCAAACCAUGAGGCCAGAACCUCAGUCCAACAAGGCAAAGCCGGCCCCGGUGCCGGCUCAAAAGGUUUACAAGAUUCCACCAAAAGAAUCCCCAGUACCCUUACCGGCUAACUUCCUGGCCGCCAUGACCACCUCAUCAAAUACGCUUACGACAGGUUCGAAUAUGGCGUCACCUCGGGCCUCCAAACACGGUCGCCCUAGUGAUCCACAAGCAUCACAGGAACCUCGAACCAAAUCAUCUCCAACGAUAUCAAUCCCUGGAGAUACAAUCAAGGUCUCUACAACGCCUAUCCCCACCUCACAGGUGUCAAGCACAAUGUCCCAAUCUGGGGCUGCGACACCGGCAACAUCCUUGCCAGUAUCUAGUUCCGAACAGGGCAAGGUGUUAGACACCAUAACUGCACAGCCUGCCCAGAGUCCUCUGGAGGCGAAGAAUCAACUACUUUCUCAACCAACUGCAGGCAACGCAGCGAUUGAGCCACAGGAUUUCCCUGAUGUUCCCGGGUGCGAAUCUAUGGAGUUCGUUGAAAGGCUGAUGCAGAACCUCCGAAGGGUAUCACAACAAGGCGGGACUAAGUAGACGGUCUCAAAUAGCACCCUGCGCAUGUGUGUUCUCACACGGGGAGUUGGGUGUCGAGACUACCAAUUACCUGCUUGGGAUUCGCAUCACAAGCAGGAUGUAUAAAUGAGAUGCGAUCUCUGAGAUGGCGUUUUAGGGGUUCGGCGGAUUCUUCACGGCAGCAUUUUUCACUUGCGCAUUCAGAAUGACGAUGGGGGACGAAAGCAAUACAAUGAAACAGGCGUCGUCAUACCCGAGCUUUGGAACCAGGAGCGGCGUAUCCUGUGUAAGGCGGUUUUGGUGCAUGCAUGCAUGGAGGGAGAGCUUUGGAGCAUUAGUGGAUCCAUGAUGUAGAUCAAUGAAAAGACUUUACGAUUGAAA
This is a messenger RNA of Ilyonectria robusta, 4923 nucleotides long. RefSeq lists its product as uncharacterized. The record is from RefSeq and is a predicted model, not a curated record. NCBI's taxonomy places the organism in Eukaryota, Fungi, Ascomycota, Sordariomycetes, Hypocreales, Nectriaceae. Gene Ontology annotation, molecular function: histone H3K36 demethylase activity; histone H3K9 demethylase activity. Bases 181 to 4563 code for a protein of 1460 amino acids. The transcript is spliced from 5 exons. Gene Ontology annotation, cellular component: nucleus. Gene Ontology annotation, biological process: chromatin remodeling.